GCUCUCCCCCAAAACAACGCCAUGUUCCACUCCUCCUUCCCCUUCGUCGCCGACCCCGAACCCACCCUCCUCCCCGCGGUAUGCUCCUCCGAUGCCGCCCCUCAACCCUUCUACGACGCCGGCGGCCCCUACCCUCUCCUCUUCUCCUCUUUUUCUCCACCCUGUCCGUCUUCUUUUCCCUAUCAUCUCCCCAGGAGCAGCAGCACCCAGUCCCUGGUAUUCCCCGACGGCAUUUCCGAACGCCCCCCGCCGCUUCCGCCCGCGUCUUCCCCCUCCUCCAACUCCGGCCACUAUUUCGACUUCAACGACACCCCCGUCAGGCGGGUCUUCAGCACCGGCGACCUCCAGGUGAUGACUGCAAUACAAGCGGCCGGCGACAAUUACAACCAGGAAGUCUCGGAGGUCCCUGGAAGAAUCGGGCGUUACACCGCCGAGGAGCGCAAGGAGAGGAUCGAGCGGUAUCGAAGCAAGCGCAGCCAGAGGAAUUUCUACAAGAAGAUCACUUACGAAUGCAGGAAGACGCUGGCCGAUAGCCGGCCGAGAGUCCGUGGCCGGUUUGCAAGGAACGGCGAGACCGAGACCGAAACAGAGCCAGAAGUUAAAACAGACAUCCCGGAGAACAGCUAUGACUGUCAUAGCAGCUACAACAUCAAUGAGCAAGCACCGAGCGGCGUCUUCGGCAACGGAGACCAGUGGUCGCAAAUCAUGGCGGUGCUGGCCAUGGCCGAGGAAGAGGAGUUCUGUUAUCAGGACCUCUGCGCCUACUUCUCCGACGUCCGCCCUAUGAACCUUCCCUUCUAAAAGUUAUCCAAGUGGAGAGCGAGUGGCAUGGUCAUUAGGUACAGCAGUGGUAGUAGUUCUUGGCUGCUAGCCUGUAAUCAUAAACAAGCGGAAAGUAAGCUGUCGUCGCUUACCUUCCUUCCUUCUUCCGAGUUCCUUCCAUAAAGGUCAAAAAGUGCUCAAAAUCUCAAUUUAGUGCACGCUGUUUUAUUUUAGUUCUGCAUUUGAUCUUUAAUUUAAGCCGGGUGGCUCCUCUUAUAGCCUCCCAUAUCAUC
Phoenix dactylifera (date palm) is the source of this 1055-nucleotide messenger RNA. The record is from RefSeq and is a predicted model, not a curated record. NCBI's taxonomy places the organism in Eukaryota, Viridiplantae, Streptophyta, Magnoliopsida, Arecales, Arecaceae.